CUUUUUUGCCGUCACUUGAUUGCUGUCGUUGUUGUAGAAGGGGCUGUACUACAGUCUGCCUGCCAUGAGGACACCACCACUGCUGGUGGCGCAACACAAACGCGUCCUCCGCGCUCUGCAGAGAGAGAGGGAGAAACGGGAGGACGGCGAGCAGGAGAGGAGGCGGUGCUGCGCCGACUGCUGAGACCUGCUCCUGAAGCGAAACGUCUUCACAUCCUCCCAACACAGACUUUCUGAUUAUUUCUGCAGCAUCCGGUUCCAUCACAUCCACCUGCGCUUGUCUGUGAGUUCGGAGGGGAGCCGAGGGCGCGUUUCAGCUUCCAGGUCUCCCCAGAAUGGACUCCAUACCAGCAGGACGAGACUCCAGCUCGUCGCCAAACUCCAAACAAGAACUUUCCUACCCGAGCGCCAGCCUGAAGCCCAACCAAGUGGGAGAGACAGUGCUGUACGGAAUACCCAUCGUGUCCCUGGUGAUAGAUGGCCAGGAGAGACUUUGCCUCGCGCAGAUAUCGAACACCUUGUUGAAGAACUAUAGCUACAACGAGAUCCACAACCGGCGCGUGGCGCUGGGGAUCACCUGCGUCCAGUGCACGCCAGUGCAGCUGGAGAUCCUGCGCAGAGCCGGGGCCAUGCCGAUCUCCUCCAGGCGCUGCGGGAUGAUCACCAAGCGCGAGGCCGAGAGACUCUGUAAGUCCUUCCUGGGGGCUCACUCGCCUCCCAAACUUCCGGAGAAUUUCGCCUUCGACGUGUCGCACGAGUGCGCCUGGGGGAGCCGGGGCAGUUUCAUCCCGGCCCGAUACAACAGCUCCAGGGCCAAGUGCAUCAAGUGCUCCUACUGCAACAUGUACUUCUCCCCGAAUAAAUUCAUCUUUCACUCGCACCGCACGCCUGAGUCCAAGUACACGCAGCCGGACGCGGCUAACUUUAACUCCUGGAGGCGGCACCUCAAGCUGACGGAUAAGAACAGCCCCUUGGACAUCAUGCACGCGUGGGAGGACGUGAAGGCCAUGUUCAACGGGGGCAGCCGCAAGAGGACGCUGCCAGGCGGCGGGGGCUCCGAGUCCGGCUCCUCUCUGAAACUACAUGCGCCCAACCGAUCUCGAGAGUCACCCGAGAUACCCGCGAAAAUCCUCAGCUGCGAGGACACCCGGGGCGCCAUGAGCAGCGCGCGCAGCUACCCGGUCAUCCCGGUGCCCAGCAAAGGCUUCGGAAUGCUCCAGAAGAUCCCCCCGCCGCUCUUCCCCCACCCGUACGGCUUCCCGGCCUUCGGCCUGUGCCAGAAAAAGGACGACGGCUUGAUGAGCGAGCAGAGCAAGGCGGGCCUGCCGGGCGUCCUGUGGCCCGGCACCAAGGACAGCGCCUAUCACUCCUUCCCCAUGUUCUGGCCCGCAGCGGGGCCGCUCCCCAUGCCUCCCUAUCCGCAGGCCGCGCACAAACCCCCACCGCCCGUGGAGCUGCUCUGUCCCCCCAGGCAGACCGACGUGGACAUGUCCGAGAGCAGCGACCGCAGCACCAACACGUCCAAAGACAGUCUGGUGGAGAACGAGCGCUGCUCCAGCACGCAGUCCGCGCGCAACGAGGACGACAAAUCCGGGGACGAGGGGAGGCCGGCGGAGGGGGUGAGCCUGCCCUCCCGGAAAAUCAGCUACGUGUCCGCGUUCAGACCCGUCAUCAAGGACGCCGACUGCAUCGCCAAGCUGUACGGCACCAGAGGGGCGUACAGCGGGGGUCGCACCGGGUACCUGUCGCCCGACUUUUUGAGCGAGAGCUCCAGCUACCGCUCCGUGUCCCCGUGCGUGGACAGYGAGGGCGAGCCGGACGUGGACGUGGGGACAAACAAGACGCCCGACGAGCAGGAGGACUCCAGGCCUCUGUCCUCCUCGGUGUGUCUUCGGACUUCUCCCGGUCUGACGCAGGAUUCAGACUCCAGAGGCAUGGAGGGGGGUCCGGCUGAGUCCCAGAAACUGAGCCUCCACGUGGGCCCGUCCUCUGAAAGAGACGCGCAGGGCAAACAGUUAUCAGAGCACCACAUGCCUGCGCCUUUCACAGAAGUUUACACACCGGAGCGARCUGAGCUGCAACAAAGGAACAGUCCCUAUCAGUUCAGACCCUCCAGUUAUCUGACAGCAGCGCUCACUGCACAUGAUGAGAGCGCGAGCAAAGAGGAGCCGUCCUCCACCGUGGAGGAGACCGAAACCAAAUCUUUUACUGGACAAAACGGAGAGAACCAGAAAGAGCCGGAAGACGGUAAGAUGCAGGCAGGUCAUUUAGGCUUUUACAAGAUCUCUCUGCAAUUUUGUUUUCAUUUUUGUUUUAUAAUUAGACGAAUAAAAUAUUAAUUAAAAAAAAACACUUGUGCGCUCAGGCGAGGACGCGCAAACCAGAGCUAUGCCAGCGCGAA
Messenger RNA from Austrofundulus limnaeus, 2401 nucleotides. Its product is annotated as SKI family transcriptional corepressor 1 homolog-B. The transcript has 4 exons. Gene Ontology annotation, biological process: negative regulation of BMP signaling pathway; negative regulation of transcription by RNA polymerase II. Lineage: Eukaryota; Metazoa; Chordata; Actinopteri; Cyprinodontiformes; Rivulidae. Gene Ontology annotation, cellular component: transcription regulator complex; cytoplasm; nucleus. The record is from RefSeq and is a predicted model, not a curated record. Gene Ontology annotation, molecular function: SMAD binding; RNA polymerase II cis-regulatory region sequence-specific DNA binding; DNA-binding transcription factor activity, RNA polymerase II-specific. The coding region runs from base 336 to 2339 and encodes 667 amino acids.